CAGUUCGUCGUUACUCGUGACAGUGUACGGUUUGUUGUCCUCCGACGUCUCGGCAGUGGGCUCGUUACUUUUCAAGGCAGGUUAACGUGAGGUAGUUACGCAAGGAAGCGGACAAGGAGGAUUGAGAGGGUAGUGGCGCCAAAAAAAAAGGGUCAACUUUAAACAGUGCUCAGUACUAACCUAGCAUUCGAACCAACCGACCACGAUGAUGUCCUCGCUGCAGUCCAUGUUUGUCGUUAGUUUAUUGGUGAUUGCGGUAUUCAUCAACCAGGGAGAUGCCAUCCGUUGCUUCGAGUGCAACAGUGCGGAGGACUCGACCUGCUCGCACGACAACCCACCGGACACGAUGUCGAUCGACUGUAACGAUCACAAGGACGGCAACAAGUACACCUUCUGCCGGAAGAUCGUCCAGAUCAUCGAGUUCCCAGUGAACAACCUUCCAGCGGAUAACCGAGUGAUCCGCGGUUGUGGCUGGGAUGAAACGUCCUACAAGGGCAAAUGCUACCAGCGUUCCGGAUUCGGUGGACGUCAGGAGGUGUGCGCUUGCUACGAUGACAACUGCAACGGUGCAUCCACACUGUCCGUCACGUUCGGUGUCCUGCUGUUCGGUGCGGUUGCUUUCCUGAUUCGUGCUUAAUCCAAUCAACGGUACCAUCCGGCACAUAUCCACCGAUGCUAGUGGAGAUUCUAGUUUGUUUAUCUAAUUUGCCAUCUUCGGUGACUUUGGCGAACACCGAACGUUAAACCGGGGGCGAUGGGAGCGGUUCGCUAUUUCUAUCGAGAUUGGACAAAGCAACUGGAGCAAAAUGGAUUGCGAUUGUUCAUCCAUUCCUUGUGCCAGGAGUGUGAAUAUACGUUACAUUAGUUUUAGGUUGAGAAUGUUAAUUUUUUUCUACGAGACAUUCCAAUGUCUUCAAGUUCUCUUCCCCUUUGGAACGCGGGGAGUCGAGAUAUCACGCGUCCACUGGGGGGAAAUUUGGAUUGCAAAUGAAAGGGCAAUGAAAGCACGCUUUCAGAUAGUUGUUUUUGUGACAGUAUCUAACGUCCUUGCAAUACUUUUUUUUCAUUGGUACUCUUUCACAGAACCAUUCCUUUCCAAGCCAGCCGAAGCUCUUUCGGGUUUUGUUAGACACCUCGAUCGAUUGAUGUACCGUUUAGCACGAUCGAGUACAUUUUUAAUACAACCUGCACCGUGAGAAGGGGGGUAUGAGUUUUGUAAAGAAAACAUUUCUACGUUACGCUAUUUUAAGAAGUAUAGACACAAACCAAAUACUACGUUUAGCAGCUUCUCGAACCAGGCUGUUAAAAGAAGGGGUGAAGUAAAACAACAAAAGAAUUGUGCAGAACGUGAUUGCCGUGUUCAAUAAAUCAGAAUUAGAUUAGUGACUAUUUCGUUACGACAUCCCAGGACAAGCUUAAACGAAACAUGCACCUAUGUUUCAUCUUUAAACUCAUUAAAGAAUCAGAUUAAAGUAAAUCAAACAAACAAACAAACAAGAAACAGAUACAUUAACGUACAGCAAUAGAAGAGCGGACGCGCCGUGUCCUUAGGGCCUAGGGAAUCGGUAAAUAGCAGUAAAUUUGAAGACACAGAAAACAAAACUAAGCUGCCAGCAUCGCUUCGUCGCCACGGCUCACGGCGCUUGUGCGCGUAGUAAGGGGAACCGGCUUUAGGAAGUCUUCGUUUCGGCGGACCAUCUUAGCGCAUCCCGGCAAACGAGAAGCAGGAGCGAAUCCCCCAUCUAUUCAUUCUACCCGUUCAACAACGUUUCGCGUGAUGAUUGGUACUGUAUUUGGGGGAAUGCCGGUUACACAGCGACGUUUUUAACUUACCAAAACAUACAAUCGCACGAAACGGAAGGGGACGUGUGUCAUCGAUGCGCAUAAAUUUCUGCAAAACGGUCGGAAUAAAUGAAGUUCAAUAAAAUAGAAGAAAAACACAGAAACCCUUUGUUAUCGCUCGCUAUUUUCGCUUCUUUGUCGUUUUUGUUGUAGACGUAGAGGAAAUGUAGAGGAACACCCAUGCGGGAACGAAGAGCUACAAACAGUGUUUAGUAGGUGAAUGUUAUGCAAUAAAACACUACAUUAGCGAAAUUCUAAACUGUAGUUUAUACAUCAAAUAUUACGUUAUAGUCGGGUUGCAAACCUAGCCUCAAACUUUAAUAAGAUAUCUUACUCUAGUAUAUGUACUUCUCCAGACAAUUUCUUUUUAUCUUAUAAACUUCAAGAAAAAUUAACAGAUCAGACAACAACGCACCAUUUCUUGUUAGCGCUAGCCAUGUAUAAAGUCUUAUCUAUCCGGCAGG
Messenger RNA from Anopheles moucheti, 2306 nucleotides. RefSeq lists its product as uncharacterized. The transcript has 6 exons. Gene Ontology annotation, biological process: regulation of synaptic transmission, cholinergic; sleep; positive regulation of voltage-gated potassium channel activity. The record is from RefSeq and is a predicted model, not a curated record. Lineage: Eukaryota; Metazoa; Arthropoda; Insecta; Diptera; Culicidae. The coding region runs from base 206 to 637 and encodes 143 amino acids.